AUGGAGGCCAAAGAGGUCCUCAGCCACUUGCAACGUGCCGGCUACCGGCUGGUGGGUUUGACCGCCCACGACAACGGUACAGAUAUCAAAGCUCUUUGGGAUGUCCCCCUGGCAGCACCAGGACUGGCCUUGAUCUUCGGCCGUGAGCACGAUGGAAUCCCCGCGGAUGCUGAAGCACUUCUGGAUGAGGCGGUGACCAUCCCGAUGGCGGUCUCCGGGGAGGAGGGCAGCCUCAAUGUCUCCCAUGCUGCAGCUGUGGUGCUUUAUGAGCGAUGGGAACAGCUGCAAAGACAUCACGGAAAUGCCCAGAAGAACAGCCGCGCGCGUGGACGGGCAGGAGGUCACUGA
Messenger RNA from Durusdinium trenchii, 348 nucleotides. NCBI's taxonomy places the organism in Eukaryota, Dinophyceae, Suessiales, Symbiodiniaceae. The record is from the annotation of a GenBank genome assembly.